Molecule: messenger RNA, 455 nt
Organism: Puntigrus tetrazona (Sumatra barb)
Lineage: Eukaryota; Metazoa; Chordata; Actinopteri; Cypriniformes; Cyprinidae
Product: septin-5-like
Exons: 3
Biological process (GO): cytoskeleton-dependent cytokinesis; regulation of exocytosis
Cellular component (GO): septin ring; septin complex; microtubule cytoskeleton
Molecular function (GO): molecular adaptor activity; GTP binding; GTPase activity
Source: RefSeq, a predicted model, not a curated record
AAGCAAAAAAUCUAAAUCCUCAAUGCUAUGUGUUUCAGGAGAGCACUCCAUUUGCUGUGAUUGGGAGCAACACGAUAGUUGAGGUCAAAGGUCAGCGGGUGAGAGGCAGACUUUACCCAUGGGGCAUUGUGGAAGUGGAGAAUCAGUCCCAUUGUGAUUUCGUCAAGCUGAGGAACAUGCUGAUUCGCUCACACAUGCAUGACCUGAAAGACAUCACGUGUGACGUGCACUAUGAGAACUACAGGGCACAGUGCAUACAGCAGAUGACGAGCAAACUGACUGAUAACCGCGUGGAGAGCCCCAUCCCGAUACUACCACUGUCCACCCCGGACGUAGAGACAGAAAAGCUGAUAAAGAUGAAGGAUGAAGAGGUCAGCCAGCUGUUCAGUUAUCUAGUCAUUACAGUUCUUUAUAAAUCCGCCACAAUCAGGGCCUAAAAGAUUUUACUACACUUG